GAGGGAGGCCGUGUGCCGAACAUGGCUGAGAAGCAGAAGCACGACGGGAGGGUGAAGAUCGGACACUACGUGCUGGGGGACACCCUGGGCGUCGGCACCUUCGGCAAAGUGAAGAUUGGAGAACACCAGUUGACAGGCCAUAAAGUGGCAGUUAAGAUCUUAAAUAGACAGAAGAUUCGCAGUUUAGAUGUUGUUGGAAAAAUAAAACGAGAGAUUCAAAAUCUUAAACUCUUUCGUCAUCCUCAUAUUAUCAAACUUUACCAGGUGAUCAGCACUCCAACAGACUUUUUUAUGGUCAUGGAAUAUGUGUCUGGAGGUGAAUUAUUCGACUACAUCUGUAAACAUGGGCGGGUUGAAGAGGUGGAAGCUCGGCGGCUCUUUCAGCAGAUUCUGUCUGCCGUGGAUUAUUGUCACAGGCAUAUGGUUGUCCACCGGGACCUGAAACCAGAGAAUGUGCUGCUGGAUGCUCAGAUGAACGCUAAGAUAGCUGACUUUGGACUGUCUAAUAUGAUGUCAGAUGGCGAAUUUCUACGAACUAGCUGUGGAUCGCCAAACUAUGCAGCACCUGAGGUCAUCUCAGGAAGGCUGUAUGCAGGUCCCGAGGUUGAUAUCUGGAGCUGUGGCGUUAUCCUGUAUGCCCUUCUCUGUGGCACCCUCCCCUUUGAUGAUGAGCACGUGCCUACGCUCUUUAAGAAGAUCCGAGGGGGUGUGUUUUAUAUCCCGGAAUAUCUCAACCGUUCUGUUGCCACUCUGCUGAUGCACAUGCUGCAGGUGGACCCCUUGAAGCGAGCGACUAUCAAAGACAUCCGAGAACAUGAAUGGUUUAAACAGGAUUUGCCCAGUUAUCUAUUUCCUGAAGACCCUUCCUAUGAUGCUAACGUCAUUGAUGAUGAGGCUGUGAAAGAAGUAUGUGAAAAAUUUGAGUGUACAGAAUCAGAAGUAAUGAACAGUUUAUAUAGUGGUGAUCCUCAAGACCAGCUUGCAGUGGCUUACCAUCUUAUCAUUGACAAUCGGAGAAUAAUGAACCAAGCCAGUGAGUUCUACCUCGCCUCUAGUCCUCCAACUGGUUCUUUUAUGGAUGAUAGUGCCAUGCAUAUUCCCCCAGGCCUGAAACCACAUCCUGAAAGGAUGCCACCUCUUAUAGCAGACAGCCCCAAAGCACGGUGCCCAUUGGAUGCACUGAACACAACUAAGCCCAAAUCUUUAGCUGUGAAAAAAGCCAAGUGGCAUCUUGGAAUCCGAAGCCAGAGCAAACCAUAUGACAUUAUGGCUGAAGUGUACCGAGCUAUGAAGCAGCUGGACUUUGAAUGGAAGGUAGUGAAUGCCUACCAUCUUCGAGUAAGAAGAAAAAACCCAGUGACUGGCACUUAUGUGAAAAUGAGCUUGCAGCUUUACCUGGUUGACAAUCGGAGCUAUCUUUUAGACUUUAAAAGCAUUGAUGAUGAGAUGGUGGAGCAGAGGUCUGGUUCUUCAACACCUCAGCGUUCCUGUUCUGCUGCUGGCCUGCACAGACCAAGGUCAAGUUUUGAUUCCACCACAGCUGAGAACCACUCACUUUCUGGUUCUCUCACCGGCUCCUUGACUGGAAGCACUUUGUCUUCAGCUCCCCCCCGCCUGGGCAGUCACACCAUGGAUUUUUUUGAAAUGUGUGCCAGUCUGAUCACUACCUUAGCUCGCUGAUACUCUACCACUGGUUUCUGUCUUUCUGUUACUGCACUGUGAAAAUCACAUACACUCUUGAAGUUAUUAGCUCACUUUUGGGUAUUACAUACUCUGCAAUAUCAAUUGAUGUGAAUAUUCCCAGGUGACAUGCAGUGUAUUGAAAUUACUGAAAACACAAAAGUCUGGCGUUUUGUUUACUUUUAGAAUUCUAUUCUACUGUGCCUAUGAUGAAUUCAAAUAGGUAGUA
Messenger RNA from Peromyscus leucopus (white-footed mouse), 1909 nucleotides. It is a transcript of the gene Prkaa2, whose product is annotated as protein kinase AMP-activated catalytic subunit alpha 2. Gene Ontology annotation, molecular function: ATP binding; AMP-activated protein kinase activity. The transcript has 9 exons. Bases 22 to 1680 code for a protein of 552 amino acids. The record is from RefSeq and is a predicted model, not a curated record. Gene Ontology annotation, cellular component: cytoplasm. Gene Ontology annotation, biological process: intracellular signal transduction; protein phosphorylation. NCBI's taxonomy places the organism in Eukaryota, Metazoa, Chordata, Mammalia, Rodentia, Cricetidae.